AUUAUUAGCGGGGAGCGGGAGAUGUGAAUUUGACAAUUUGUAUAUUGAGAGUUUAAUGAAACAAAUCAUGACUUUAUGGUUAAUUAAGAUAAAAUAAAGGGUUAGGAUUUGGUGUCAUAAUUUUUUUUUUUGACGGACAUAAUUUUUUUUGAAACCAAUUGAUUAUAUAUUUGAAUUAAAUAAUAAUCGAUCGUCUUCGUCCCCCUCUCUCUCUCUCUCUCAAUUAUUUCUCUUUCUCUACACCCACUCUAAUUUAAGAGUGAAUCCUAAAGAUCAAAUAACAUCAUAACAAUUUCAUCAACAAGAUAUGGCACCAACUUUGUUCUCCUUAGUCUUCUUCUUCUGCAUUUUCGUAACCUUAACACAUUUUCCCUUCAUUGCCGCUAAUUCUGAAGGGGCUGCUCUCAUCGCCCUCAAGCAGAGCCUCACCGACCCCAAUAAUGUCUUUCAAAGUUGGGAUCCCACCCUUGUUGAUCCAUGCACUUGGUAUCAUGUAGUGUGACAACAACCGUGUAACUCGAGUGUACUUGAUCCUUAUUUUUCUCUCUAAUAUUAAAAAUAUAUAUAUGGCUUCACUCAAAGAUGCUUUCACGAAAUUAAUUAUGUUCUUCCUUGUUUAAUUUUGUGUGCAUGAGAUUAUUCUUGCUAGUUUAAGUAUAUGAUAUAUCCUUUCAAAAAAAAAAGUAUAUGAUAUAUGCUUUUUUUCAGGGAACUUGGAAAUAAUAAUCUAACUGGACAUUUGGUGCCCGAACUUGGGAAUUUACAAUCUCUAAAAUAUCUUGAGUUGUACAGAAACAACCUUCAAGGAACUAUUCCUCCCGAGCUUGGAAAGCUAAAGAGUCUAAUUGCCUUGGACUUGUAUGAAAACAACUUAUCAGGCAACAUCCCACCUUCAUUGGGGAACUUGAAGAAUGCUAGAUUCAUACGACUUAAUAACAAUCAUCUAACCGGCCAUGUUCCUGAAUCGCUUAAGCAUCUUCCAAAUCUUGCAGUUUUGGAUGUUUCCCACAAUAACUUAACCAAUUCCUACUACUGAGACAUUUAUGCAUAACCAUCGUUUGGAAGGUCCAGAGACGUCGAGAAUAAUAAAUAAAAUUAAAGUGUAAUAGGCAAUGGUAAAUGCAAUAUUUCUUGUAUGUAAUUGAGAAUUUCAAUGGUUGAACCAAAUUAUUUUCCUGUA
Lotus japonicus is the source of this 1180-nucleotide messenger RNA. Its product is annotated as leucine-rich repeat protein 1-like. Bases 695 to 1036 code for a protein of 113 amino acids. NCBI's taxonomy places the organism in Eukaryota, Viridiplantae, Streptophyta, Magnoliopsida, Fabales, Fabaceae. Gene Ontology annotation, molecular function: protein binding. The record is from RefSeq and is a predicted model, not a curated record. The transcript has 4 exons.